ACAUUAAUUUUCUCUUCAUAUCUUGUUCACUUAUUAAUCCUUGUUUCUCCUUUCAAUCAUGGCUUCCCAAACAGCACUUGACCACCGACAAUGUCCAUCCCUGGAAAUAUCAUCCAUCCAUGUGAGCGAUCCUGAGAAAAACCAACACCAAUUACUGGCUCUAGAAAAUGAGGUUGACUAUUCCCAAAGGGCACAGUGGCUUCGAGCUGCUUUAUUGGGAGCCAAUGAUGGGCUCGUUUCUGUCGCCUCACUGAUGAUGGGUAUUGGAGCUGUUAAAACAGAAGUGAAGUCCAUGCUUCUUGCUGGUUUUGCAGGCUUAGUCGCCGGGGCAUGCAGUAUGGCUAUUGGAGAGUUCGUCUCUGUGUACACUCAGAGGGACAUAGAAGUGGCUCAAAUGAAGAGAGUUCAAGCAAGAGCAGAUGGGAGUGAUGAAGAGACUGAAAGGGCGGAGAUUCCAAAUCCUGCACAGGCUGCAAUGGCAUCGGCUCUUGCGUUUUCAGCUGGAGCAGUUGUGCCAUUAGUGGGGUCUGCGUUUAUAAGAAACUACAGAGUGAGGCUUGGGGUGGUGGUUGCGCUGGUGAGCAUGAUGCUGGUGGCGUUCGGAGUAGCAGGAGCAGUGCUUGGUAGGACUCCGGUGGUGAAGUCAUGCGCUAGGGUGGUGAUCGGAGGCUGGAUGGCUAUGGCCCUCACCUUCGGGCUCACUAAGUUGAUUGUCUCCGGUGGUCUAGAAAUGUGAUCGAUUGCUAUAAUAUACAUAAGUUCUUCGUUUUCGCAAUUUUAUCAUGCAUCUUUUGGUUUUGAAUAACAGUGUGAAUGGUUUUGCUUGAGUAAAAUUUUAUGUUUCAGUAUAUGGAUCAAAUUAAAAUAAAAAAAUGAAGUAUAUAUGCUGGGAAAAAAAAAUUCGAGACCAUAUUUACUUCA
Mangifera indica (mango) is the source of this 921-nucleotide messenger RNA. Its product is annotated as vacuolar iron transporter homolog 4-like. The record is from RefSeq and is a predicted model, not a curated record. Gene Ontology annotation, biological process: intracellular manganese ion homeostasis. Gene Ontology annotation, cellular component: membrane. The transcript has a single exon. Lineage: Eukaryota; Viridiplantae; Streptophyta; Magnoliopsida; Sapindales; Anacardiaceae. The coding region runs from base 59 to 736 and encodes 225 amino acids. Gene Ontology annotation, molecular function: iron ion transmembrane transporter activity; manganese ion transmembrane transporter activity.